AUGGCAGAUGAACUCGACCGAAGACUCGAUGCGGCUGUCAAUGAGGUUUUUGAUGAAUAUUUUGAAGAAACAUACAACAACAUUGUGGAGAAUCGAACUGCAAAAAAGAAGAAACGUGCAUAUGUCGAAAGAAACCAAGAAGCGGGCCACAACCGUCUAUGGAAUGACUACUUCAGUGAAGAUCCGACAUUUCCGCCUCAUUUAUUCAGACGCCGUUUCCGCAUGAACAAGGAAGUAUUCAUGCGUAUUGUCGACACCCUCUCAGCAAAUGUUCCAUUCUUUCAACAAAGAAGAGAUGCAGUUGGAAGGUUAGGUCUAUCAACACUACAAAAGUGUACGGCAGCUAUUCGUAUGCUUGCUUACGGCUCUGCGGCUGACGCCGUUGACGAAUAUCUCCGACUUGGUACCUUAAACGAUAUUAACGUCCUUGAUCGGUCACCUGUUUUUGAUGAAAUUUACCAAGGUCGAGCUCCAAGGGUAACGUACAUGGUCAACGGACACCAGUAUGAUUUGGCUUACUACCUCACGGACGGUAUAUAUCCAAAAUGGUCAACAUUUAUCCAAUCUAUCACACUCCCUCAAGGUUCUAAAUCAGCGUUAUUUGCUAAAGUUCAAGAAGCAACCCGAAAAGAUGUGGGUGUGCUUUUGGUGUAUGUAUCAUACUACAUAAUAUGA
Molecule: messenger RNA, 675 nt
Organism: Brassica napus (rape)
Lineage: Eukaryota; Viridiplantae; Streptophyta; Magnoliopsida; Brassicales; Brassicaceae
Exons: 2
Coding region: 1-675 (224 amino acids)
Source: RefSeq, a predicted model, not a curated record